Gordionus sp. m RMFG-2023 is the source of this 1293-nucleotide messenger RNA. Its product is annotated as beta-parvin-like. Gene Ontology annotation, cellular component: actin cytoskeleton; cytoplasm; focal adhesion. The coding region runs from base 17 to 1027 and encodes 336 amino acids. The transcript has 11 exons. Gene Ontology annotation, biological process: establishment or maintenance of cell polarity; substrate adhesion-dependent cell spreading; cell projection assembly. The record is from RefSeq and is a predicted model, not a curated record. NCBI's taxonomy places the organism in Eukaryota, Metazoa, Nematomorpha, Gordioida, Chordodea, Parachordodidae. Gene Ontology annotation, molecular function: actin binding.
CAUUCAUUUAAUACACAUGUUUUCAGGAAAGAAAGACAAAAAAGAUGAAACACUGGUUGACAAAUUAGCUACCUUUGGCCGAAGAAGAAGAAUAAAAGAAGCGGAAGAAGCUCAAAAUUUGGUUAAAGAAGGAGUUAUAGCUAUUGAUUCUCCAGAUCAACCUAUAAACACAGAACUAUUACCAUCGGAAUAUAUACUGGAAGAAAAUGAAGAGCGGUGUAUGAUAGAAUCAAGUUCAAGAGAAGAUCCAAAUGUUAAAGAAUACAUCCAUAAAUUAAUUGAAUGGAUAAAUGAUGAACUGGUUGUUGAUCGUAUUUUGGUUAAAAACAUUGAGGAAGAUUUAUAUGAUGGACAAGUGCUAGGGAAGUUAAUUGAAAAAUUAGCAGACAUUAAAUUGGAAAUAGUUGAGCUUACCCAAACAGAAGAAGGACAGAAGCAAAAGUUAAAAAUAGUACUUGGGGCAAUUAAUCAUGUAUUAAACAUAUCCUCAAGUCAAGCCAAGUGGACAGUAGAAUCCAUAAGGGGUAAAGACUUGUUAGCUAUUAUAUCUAUACUCUCGGCUAUGGCUCGCAGGUUUGCCCCUAGGUCAGUCAUCCUUUCUUUGCCACAAGGAGCUAUAUUGACAUCAUUGAGCGUGCGCAAGGUGGAAGGAAUGCUUCAAAUUCAACGAACCAAUCACACACUUGGACUAUCAACAGAUGAAAAUCGCAUGACGGAUAAUCAACUUAUCUCCGAUGACCUAAGCAUGGCCAUAGGUAAAAAACGGCGUGACGCAUUCGACACUUUAUUCGAACAUGCUCCACAAAAAUUGGAGGUUGUUGAAAAGUCUCUCCUGACGUUCGCGAGGAAGCAUCUUAACAUUUUAGGUAUCGAUGUCUACGAUUUAGAAAAACAGUUCAACGAUGGGGUGUAUUUGAUUCUGCUCAUGGGGCAAUUGGAAAACUACUUCAUACCUCUUUACGCUUAUAAUUACCAUCCUCAGAGCUUCGAAGAAAAAAUGCCGGAAUGCCCAAGCCUAAGCCUAUAGCUGAAGAUUUGGUAAGUAAAGAUCUGAAAUCGAUAAUGAGAGUACUCUACACCCUAUUUUCCAAAUACAAAAGUCUCUGAAGAACCUUACAAGAUCGCAAUUCAAUUUACACAAUGUAAACAAAUGAAAUAAUGUUACUAUAAAAAUUAUGAACUCUUCCUGCAAUUAAGGAUCUCAUUCAGAUAUUUCACCAUUUAAAUAACCCUAAAAUAAAAUUUAAAAAAGAUAAAUAAUGUUUUGAUAUUGUGCGUUUGAUUUGGUGGUAU